Aspergillus melleus is the source of this 990-nucleotide messenger RNA. RefSeq names its product putative MFS polyamine transporter. Bases 1 to 990 code for a protein of 329 amino acids. Gene Ontology annotation, molecular function: spermine transmembrane transporter activity; spermidine transmembrane transporter activity. NCBI's taxonomy places the organism in Eukaryota, Fungi, Ascomycota, Eurotiomycetes, Eurotiales, Aspergillaceae. Gene Ontology annotation, biological process: spermidine transport; transmembrane transport; spermine transport. Gene Ontology annotation, cellular component: membrane. The transcript is spliced from 2 exons. The record is from RefSeq and is a predicted model, not a curated record.
AUGGAAUACUUCAGCGUCGGCCGCACCGCUGCCAUAUCUAACAUCACCCUUUACACCGUCGGCCUUGCUUGUGGCCCGCUCUUACUAGCACCGCUUUCAGAAAUGUACGGUCGCCGAUGGGUCUACAUCGUUGCGUCGUCCUGCCUUCUUGCAUUCACCGCCGGAGCGGCUGUCGCUGGUAAUUUGGCCACGUUCCUGGUUUGUAGAUUCUUGGGAGGUUUCCUGGGAUCUGUUGGUAUUGCUAUCGGCGCCGGAACUGUGGUCGACCUAUGGCCUGCGGGCCAACAGAGAGGGGCAGCUUCUCUUCUGUUUGUUCUAGGCCCCUUUCUCGCUCCCAGCAUUGCCCCGAUUGUCGGUGCAUAUGCGAUGACGGCACAUGACGGCGACUGGAGAUGGACAGAAUGGGUCACACUCUUCAUCGGAAUACCUAUUUGGCUCUUGGUGAUACUGAUGCAGGAGACAUCCAAGCCGAUGCCCAUGCAUCAAGGUGACAAUGUCGUGGUGACCGGAGGCCAAGUUGACAACCGACUCCGGGCCAUUUGUCUGCCCUUCAAAAUGCUCUGCAACGACUGGAUCGUCUUGUCGCUGACUCUACAUACCGCCUUUGGUUAUGCUAUCAUUUUUAGCUACUUCACAAGCAUACUAUAUGUUUUGAGUUCAGCGUACCAAUUCGAUGCUAAGAAAGCCAGUUUAAGUCUUCUGAGCCUCGUCAUAGGUUAUUUUUGCGCCAUCAUAAUGUGCGUCCACUUUGACAAAAGAUUCUGUCCAAGAAACGGCACUGGGUCCAUGGAUCACGUGCCUCCCGAAAAAAGGCUGUAUGCCGGUAUGGUAGGAAGUAUUUUGAUGCUCCUCGGUGAAGUAUGGUACGCGCUUGCAGCUCGCCAAGGUGGUCAUUGGGCUGUUGUCGUGGCCGCAGGUAUUCCCCUGGGAUGGGGGGUUUUUGCGCUGUUUGUGAGUGCUGCACCUGUCCGGAACACAAACAUCCAAUAA